Messenger RNA from Durio zibethinus, 868 nucleotides. RefSeq names its product early nodulin-like protein 7. Gene Ontology annotation, molecular function: electron transfer activity. Lineage: Eukaryota; Viridiplantae; Streptophyta; Magnoliopsida; Malvales; Malvaceae. The record is from RefSeq and is a predicted model, not a curated record. Gene Ontology annotation, cellular component: plasma membrane.
AGCCCGCCAAGUUCAUACUUCAAAGUUCAACCAACUUCUAUUAUUAUUUUAAUUUUUCCUUCAAAUCCUUUCCUAAAUUCCCCCAUAUAUCUCUUGUCACUAUCAGUUACUAUGAAAAUCUAAACUUUUCAAGUAGAAAAAAGUUAACAACUCAAAAAUGAAACAUUUCAAGGGUUUGAUAUUUUGCACUUAUUUUCUCAAUAUUCUAGCUGCAAUGAAUGGCUCCGUUGAAGCUUCCAAGCAUUUCAAAGUGGGGGAUCAUAUAGGUUGGCAGCAGCCUAGCACUAACGACACUGCGGUCUACAGCCAGUGGGCUACGAGUAAAAGGUUUCAUGUUGGAGACUCUCUUUCUUUUGAGUAUCAGAAUGAUUCAGUCCUUGUGGUGGAGAAAUGGGAUUACUAUCAUUGCAACACAAACAAGCCAAUCUCUUUCUUUAACGAUGGAAAGACUGUUAUCAAUCUUGAUAGGCAUGGACUCUUCUACUUCAUCAGCGGAGCCCCCGAUCACUGCAACAGGGGUCAGAAAUUGCUCAUCCGGGUGAUGGGUUUUCACCAAAGAGCAGAAUCUCCACCUUCCAUUGCAAAUCCACCAGAGGAUGGCAUCACACCAGGCCCACAUCCUAGUUCAGGAUUAAUAGUUUCAGUGACACUUAGUUCAGUCUUUGUUGCGCUUAUUGUCACAGUUGUAACUUUGGUAUGCUGUGCACCAUAACCUAUUUCUUUGCUUUGUUUUUGUCUUUUUCUUUCUUCUGUGACAGAUUCCAAGCGUUGGAAAUCUUUGUCUCAAUUAUUUAGCUAUACAUGUGUGUUGGAUUAUUGUGAUGUUGCUGUUGCUAAUGAUCGUUGCAUUUGUAUCUGAAUUCAUCAU